CCGCGCGCUCCCGGCUGUGGAGAUGGGAUUUGUGGGAAAAGGGCCCACACGGCUGUUAGAGACUUUAUUGGGAGUUAGAACCCCAAGAGCCAGCCCCGCGCCUGGCCAGGGGCACACUGCUUUGUGGCAUUUCUCCACCUGUUGCCCUGGGGCCUUUCGAGCCUCCCCCCUGACCCCCUCUGAGGGCAGCCAGCUCAGGCCUGUCCCGGUGCCUGCCCGUGAGUCAGGGGCAACGCAAAUUUUUAACCAGACACAUUGAUGAUUAACAGUGGAUAGGAAGGAGGCCAGAUUCGUCCUCAGCCGACAACGCAGAGUAGCUGGGUCCUGGGCGUCCCACAGAGAUGCUGAAACAUCGGCUGUGGUCCUCUGUGAGGCAAGGGCUGGGCAGAGGCUUGCCCAGAAACGUGAGGGGCUGGGCCUCUGGGCACGGGAGGAAGAUGGACAUCGCAGGCAUCUACCCACCUGUGACCACCCCGUUCACGGCUACCGCGGACGUGGACUAUAGGAAGCUGGAGGAGAACUUGCAGAAGCUGGGUACCUUCCCCUUCCGAGGCUUUGUGGUCCAGGGCUCCACCGGAGAGUUCCCCUUCCUGACCAGCAGCGAGCGCCUGGAGGUGGUGAGCCGCGUGCGCCAGGUCAUACCCAAGGACAAGCUCCUGCUAGCCGGCUCCGGCUGCGAGUCCACUCAAGCCACCGUGGAGAUGACUCUCAGCAUGGCACAGGUUGGGGCCGAUGCCGUCAUGGUGGUGACCCCCUGCUACUAUCGUGGCCGCAUGGACAGUGCCGCCCUCAUUCACCACUACACCAAGGUUGCUGACCUCUCCCCAAUUCCUGUGGUACUGUACAGUGUCCCUGCCAACACAGGGCUGGACCUGCCUGUGGAUGCUGUGGUCACGCUUUCCCAGCACCCGAAUAUCGUGGGCAUGAAGGACAGCGGUGGUGAUGCCACCAGGAUUGGGCUGAUUGUGCACAAAACCAGGAAGCAGGACUUCCAGGUGUUGGCUGGAUCGGCUGGCUUCCUGCUGGCCAGCUAUGCCUUGGGAGGCAAGGGGGGCGUGUGCGCCCUGGCCAACGUGCUGGGCGCCCAGGUGUGCCAGUUGGAGCGGCUGUGUCUCACGGGACAGUGGGAAGAUGCGCGGGAGCUACAGUACCGCCUCAUUGAGCCCAACUCCGCGGUAACCCGGCGCUUCGGGAUUCCGGGGCUGAAGAAGAUCAUGGACUGGUUUGGCUAUUACGGAGGCCCCUGCCGCGCCCCCUUGCAGGCGCUGAGUCCCGCGGAGGAGGAGGCACUGCGUGCAGAUUUCACCAGCAACGGCUGGCUCUGAGAGCAAUCGGCAUGGCACACCA
Messenger RNA from Ochotona princeps (American pika), 1347 nucleotides. RefSeq names its product 4-hydroxy-2-oxoglutarate aldolase 1 (gene HOGA1). Gene Ontology annotation, biological process: N-acetylneuraminate catabolic process. The record is from RefSeq and is a predicted model, not a curated record. NCBI's taxonomy places the organism in Eukaryota, Metazoa, Chordata, Mammalia, Lagomorpha, Ochotonidae. Bases 342 to 1325 code for a protein of 327 amino acids. The transcript is spliced from 7 exons. Gene Ontology annotation, molecular function: N-acetylneuraminate lyase activity; 4-hydroxy-tetrahydrodipicolinate synthase activity.